AGCCACUCCUAAACAUUUCCCACACAAUGAACCGGUGACCUCUGUCAUGUGCUAGUUGGAGUAAAUCUCUCAUGGAAGUGGGAUGUCACAAUGACCGGCAAAGAAUUUAUCAUCUGCCUGAUUCUCUAUCUGGCGAGGGACGUCACAGGGGACAACUGUCCUGUCACAAAUAACCCGGAUGUUAAAUACUUUGACAUCCGCAUACCGGAAAUAGAAGUCCCGGACUCGGAAACAACCUAUGUUUGUCAACAGUUCAAGGUUCCCGAUGAGGAGACAUACCACGCUGUGGCCUUUGAGCCCUUGAUCGACAACCAUGACGUCAUGCACCACCUGCUUCUGUUUGGCUGCCAACACGAGAUUGGGGACAUGAAUCCUCAUCAGUGUAGUGGUAUCGACCAAAGAUGCCAAUCUUGGUUGGCGCAGUGGACCAUGGGAGUUGAGGGACAGGUGUGCGCGCAUCCAGGAACUGGCAUCCGGUUUGGGAAAGGCUCAUAUCCCUUCAUGUCUCUACAGAUACACUGGAACAACGCGCGGAGGGUACAGAACAUGACAGAUAAUUCGGGCAUGCGCGUAUACUACACCCGGAUGUUACGUCGGUAUGAUGCCGGGAACGUUCAAAUUGGCCAGAGUGACCUUGACAUUCCUCCUGGAGUAACCAAUCAUCUUGAAGUUGGUGGUUGUAGCGGAAACUGUACUAAAAACCUCCUGCCGUAUUCAGUCUUCCUCACUAGAACAUACAUACACAUGCAUUAUCUUGGGGUGCGAGGGGUACUCGAGGUGUACCGAGACGGGAAGCUCAUGCAGACUGUCGCUGAUGACGCCGACUAUCAGUAUCAGCUGUCGCCCAUCCACGUGCACAACACACCCGUGGAAAUAAAGCCAGGAGACGAGAUGCGACUCACAUGUUACUUUGACACGAAAACAGGAGACAGACUCCGAAAUCAUCCCGUGUACUUUGGUGAAGGAUCAAGCUCGGAGAUGUGUUUUGCCUUCGUGACCUACUACCCACGUGUAGACGAGCUGAAUCAGUGUGUCCAGUUUGCUGAGUAUGACGUGUGUGGUCAGCAAGGAGAAACGUCAUAUGGAGACUGCACAUUUCCUCAGUUUUUCGGAGAGGCCAGAGAGCUUCGUAUUCCGGACAUCGUUGAACAUUGUCGGAAUGUGACGAAGGAAUCCGAGUGCCAGUCGGAAUGCGGGAGAAGUUUGGAAAGCAUCCGCCGACAUCCAUGCAUGAAGGGCCGACUGGCGGUAUAUGCCGAAAGGAAUAUGCUGUCAAAGGUAGAAGAUUGGAAAUGGAUCAAACCUUUGUUGAAGAGAGUUGACUGUUAAGGCACGAAAAAUAAAAUACAUAUAAAAACC
This is a messenger RNA of Haliotis rubra (blacklip abalone), 1359 nucleotides long. RefSeq names its product DBH-like monooxygenase protein 1. The transcript is spliced from 10 exons. Gene Ontology annotation, molecular function: copper ion binding; dopamine beta-monooxygenase activity. The coding region runs from base 91 to 1329 and encodes 412 amino acids. NCBI's taxonomy places the organism in Eukaryota, Metazoa, Mollusca, Gastropoda, Lepetellida, Haliotidae. The record is from RefSeq and is a predicted model, not a curated record.